This is a messenger RNA of Debaryomyces tyrocola, 723 nucleotides long. The record is from the annotation of a GenBank genome assembly. NCBI's taxonomy places the organism in Eukaryota, Fungi, Ascomycota, Pichiomycetes, Serinales, Debaryomycetaceae.
AUGAAAUCUUUCCAAUCAAACAAUCUAAGCCAAUCUUCAUUUCUAAAGCCGUCAUCAUCUCAUUACGGCAACGCACCUAGUGCGCUGAAUAACAAAGAAAAUUACUACAAAUUCUCGAGCAUUAGCUCAAAUUCUUCGAUAAGAAGGAACAUUCUGCCAACUGAAUGUAUUAAUACGUGGGAAACUAGUUUGGAUAAGGAACUAAAUAAAAUCCUUCGUGAAACCCUAAACGGCCCGAACAAGGAGAAUAGAAACAGCACGUUGGUUGAUCAUAGUAUCAGGAAAUUGAAACAAUUCUAUGAUGAACAAGAUGACCUGGACAUUAUUAACUUACUAGCCAUGGACGUCGGAGAGCUACUGAGUUUAUCAAUUCCAAAUAUUGAAAUUAAAAAUCAUGCCGUAGGUAACUAUUCAAUACCACAGUUUCUCAACUUGGUAGAAACAAACCAUUUGCUAAUGACAAAACUCAACGAAAUGCAAAAAGCAAUAAAUAUCUAUAAUAUCAAGAAAUCAGUGGUCAUAGAUAGAAUGCAGAAACGAUUGAAGAAUCCCAACGUGAAUCCAACGCAAGAGACUCCCAGCUACAAUCAAAACGUUGAUGAAGACUGGCAAGAUUUUAUCUCCACAAAUAGAAUUAGAAAGCAAGAAAAAUUAGACAAUAUUAACGAGACCCUAAGUCUAUCCAACUCUCUACAAAGUGAUUCGGAUACAAUUGAUGGCUAG